This is a messenger RNA of Physcomitrium patens, 2915 nucleotides long. NCBI's taxonomy places the organism in Eukaryota, Viridiplantae, Streptophyta, Bryopsida, Funariales, Funariaceae. The record is from RefSeq and is a predicted model, not a curated record.
AACAAUUUCGUUCUGAAAACGAUCGUUAGUUAAACAUUGCGUCAUUGUCGCAGCGGGGACCACUCUAUGGAGAUCUCGAGUUGAGCUUGACAUUACACUCUUCACACCGUCGGUAGUGGGCACUGUCAACGACCACGUCGAUUCAGAUCAGAGGUUAGAUUCAUAGAACAUGAAAUCAAGGAAACUUGAGCGUCGAAACCAAAACAAAUUGCGAGACAACUUGCCGGAUGCAAUGGCGCACCGAAUCCUCGAGCUUCCGGACACCAGAAUCUCCCAAAAGUUUCCAGAGGACGCUCGAGGGGCGAGUCGAAAGCGCGUAGUAUUCAAUGCUCUGGACUGAUUCCCUUAGCGAGAACAUGAGAAUGAUUUGUUGAAUAUUUCUCACUUGGACCAGACACCAUGUGCUUCGUUGCUUCGCAGAAUUAUUAUUUUUUUGUCUUGCUGCAAAUAAUUUCAAACAAUGUCUUAUGCUUUGUCAAGUGGGUACGAUGAAGAGCUGACGAGUUGGAUUUUAGGUGAAGUCAAGGCCUGGCAUUGUAGUUGUCUUUGAGUUUGGAAAGGUCAGAGUUCGGAAAGGCAAUUUGCGACUGCAACCCAGUCGUUUCACCAAGCAACGACGACAUCCUUGCGCAUGCAGUGGCGCUCUGAGGCACUUUUUGUGAUUCAGCCAGAAAUUUUCUCUAGUCUGUUGCAGACUUGAGCGUUCGGUGCUUUAUAUCCCUUUGUACUGUGGUGAAGGUAGUGAUCUAACAAUGAGUUCUUCGAGCUUGAGGCAUUGGGUUUGUUUCUUGGACCAACACCAGCAGCACUUAAUUCUCUUGUAUCAAGGCUUAUGGACGCUUCCAAGUCUACUGUGAGAAUGAGCAAUUUUCUUGAGAAUUACAGUAGAGCAGUUCCGGUGAAGAUCAAUUGUGGGGAUGAAUGCCUAGUGUAAGAAUGUCACUAGAAGGGGAUGAAUGAUCACCGCCUUCGGAAACGGUCAUCUGAUCUCAAGAGCACAACAAAUGAUGGAAAUCUGGCUUCUCGGGCAUCAAGUGAUCUUCAUCUCGCAUUCUGUGAGAUUGUUUUCUAACACUCCUGCUCUGCUCGUAUUCUCGACUACCAUCGCCUCUCGUUUUCGUCUCGUUCCUCAUUUGCUCCUGAGUUUCUCAUCCUCUAGUGCAGGAUUUGCUUGCGUAUGUCAGUGACGUAAUUGCCUUGCCAUGCCCUUUGGUGAAUUCUUCCUCCUGGACGAUUGGGGUAACGUGUCAAUGUAGAUUAGUGAUCUUGCCUCAUACAUUACGAAUCCGCUUGGAAUUCUCUUUUUGCUCUGAUCAGGGUUCCUUGAGAAUCAAUCCCUAGCUCUGAAAAACAUCUGAGUCUCCGCAAUUGGAGAAUUUGGUCUGCCAGAGGUUGAUAUCUGCUCUUUCUCCUCCGUCUCUUUGGGAAGCACUCAGAAGUUUUGAGUUCUGUACGAUAACUUCGGCACGCUUGACAUAUUGGUGAUUAGUGGUUCUUUGCUUCACGUUUAUCAAGCAUCGUAGACCCACUUUAGGUUACGCUUGCCUCUAGCAAAAUGUAGAAAGGAUUAGGGUUCGGGGUUUUAUUCAGGUCCAGAGAGUGUUCACCGACAUGCUUUUGAGUGCCGAAUUAGACAUUCUGUAGUAGCUCCCUACCAUGGGUGAUGGCGCUUUGAAUCAUUGGUCGCAAACCGUGAAAGACGGACGCCGUGGCUUUGUUCAUCUGUUCAAUGGCUCAGUCCCUCUUCCUCCAUCGAUAACAUUUACCAUCAACAAGUUCCCAACACCCGGAAGUAACAAGGAUUGGAGACGUCCACUACUUGCCACAAUUCUGCCUCCCUGUGCUGCCUCAGUGUCAUUUCUCUGUAGCCUCGCCAUAGCUCAAGGAGCUGGAAAACUGUUGAGAGUCUCUUGUGCCACCCCGGUAGUUGCGCCUAUCGUAGGUGGAUUGGCUGUGGCAGCUGCCUCCGCAACAUCAGCUCAAGUGUCCUUCACAGUUCGGAAAAUCUGCGAGAAUGAUGGCAGGUUUGAGAAACUUGAGCUCAUUUCACAAGAAAAAGCUCUCUUCUAUGCAGUCUUCGGGGUUCUAGCGUACAAAGUCCUCGGUGGCUAUGUUAGAAAUGUAAUGCCUAGCAAUGUCAUUCGCCCCGGUGCUCAUGCACGUUCUUCAAUCCCCUCUCGAGGCAUCAAGUAUGCCAAUGACGUAGAAUCGGGCUUGAUUAAGGAUUUGUUCAAGAGCUAUGGAUGCCAUCACUGUGGCAGGCGACAGGGGGCUGCCAUUGCAGACCAUAUGCCUGCCAACAUGCUUGCGAAGGAGGCCAUGGCUGGGAACUUCUUCACUCGACUAAUUGGGAAACAAACUGUGGUUCCACAGCGCUUGUAUCCUCAAUGUCUUCCAUGCUCAAAGCUACAAAGUGCUGCUCUUCGACACGGCAAGCACAAGCUAGUGUUUCAUUUCCACCGAGGAGUGCCGCAGCCACCAGCCUGGACAGGCUUUUGCAUAGGAGCAUUGCAGAUUCAGGAUGAUGAUCAACCCCCAUAUUCUAGUUCUUAUUGGCGUUGAUUCAUCGAGGAGCCUCUUCUAUCCACCUGUUCACUUCAUGAAGCUUCUGUGAUGGUAAUAUUUUCGUUUUUUGUGAAUUUUGUCUGUUGGAAGCCACUCCAGCUCAAGUAGUUAUUUUUCAAGUUCCAAGCCUGGAUAACUUUCAUCAGAGAACUCAAGUUUUAGGUGGCUUUUCUUGCAUGCUUUUAAAUAUGAUUAACCCUGUCUUACAAUGUACCCAGCUUCGAACAUUUCGAAGCACCAUUUUUGCAUUGGAAUAGUUGGGUAACCUUCCUCAUAUUCUUUCCCUUAAUCACUGUCAUUGUUUUUCAAUUCUAUUCAACAAGAAAGAAGAAGCUUGAUUAUGUGUGUUA